This is a messenger RNA of Parasteatoda tepidariorum (common house spider), 993 nucleotides long. Lineage: Eukaryota; Metazoa; Arthropoda; Arachnida; Araneae; Theridiidae. The record is from RefSeq and is a predicted model, not a curated record.
AUGUGUGAUGAAACUUUCUCACAGGAAAGUCAUUUGAAUGAACUUUCUUCUGUUUUUAUAGGAACGAAACCAUAUUCAUGUAAUCUAUGUAAUAAAACAUAUAAGAAUAAAAGUAGCUUGAUUCAACACUCUCUUGUUCAUACUGGAGAGAAACCUUAUUCAUGCAAUUUGUGUUUUAAAACAUUCAAAGCAAAACAGAACUUAUUUGAACACUAUCGUGUUCAUACUAAAGAGAAGCCUUAUUCAUGCAGUGUGUGUAAUAAAGGAUUCUCGCAGAAAGGAAACUUAAAUCAACACUAUCUAAUCCACACUGGAGAGAAACCUUUUUCAUGCAGUCUGUGUGACAUAACAUUUUCAGAUAAACGAUAUUUAAAUCUGCAUUCUCUUGUUCAUAUUAGAAAAAAAUUAUUUUCAUGCAGUAUAUGUGAUAUAUCUUUUACAAGUAAAAAAAGUUUAAGUAAACAUUGUCUUGUUCAUUCUGGAAAGAAACUUUAUUCAUGCAGUAUGUGUGAUAAAACAUUCACACAGAUUAGACACUUAGUUAGACACUGUCAUGUUCAUACUGGAAAGAAACCUUAUUCAUGCAGUGUGUGUGAUAAAAUAUUCACACAAAAAGGGACUUUAAAUCAGCACUAUCUAGUUCACACUGGAGAGAAACCUUAUUCAUGCAGUGUGUGUGAUAAAACAUUUGCACGGAAAAGAGGAUUAGUUCGACACAGUAUUGUUCAUACUGAAGAGAAACCUUAUUCAUGUAGUGUAUGUGAUAAAACAUUCAAACAGGAAAGUUGCCUAGUUCAACACUGUCUUAUUCAUACUGGAGAGAAACCUUAUUCAUGCAGUGUGUGUAAUAAAGGAUUCUCAUUGAAAAGAUAUUUAAAGGAACAUUCUCUUGUACAUUCUGAAAAGAAACAUUAUUCUUGCAGAAUGUGUGAUAAAACAUUCAAACAGAGAAGAAGUUUAAACCGUCACAAUUAUAUUCAUUCUGGAGAGUAA